This is a messenger RNA of Xenia sp. Carnegie-2017, 3793 nucleotides long. RefSeq names its product ankyrin repeat domain-containing protein 27-like. Gene Ontology annotation, biological process: early endosome to late endosome transport; neuron projection morphogenesis. The transcript is spliced from 30 exons. NCBI's taxonomy places the organism in Eukaryota, Metazoa, Cnidaria, Anthozoa, Malacalcyonacea, Xeniidae. Bases 237 to 3518 code for a protein of 1093 amino acids. The record is from RefSeq and is a predicted model, not a curated record. Gene Ontology annotation, cellular component: plasma membrane; late endosome; early endosome. Gene Ontology annotation, molecular function: guanyl-nucleotide exchange factor activity; SNARE binding.
UUCAAAACACGAAGUCUUAAACAAUGUCAUGUUCACUUCGUUCAAUUCAAAAAACGUAGUUUUAAACUAUUGGGAGUUUCUUUCAUCCCUGAAAUUACUUCAGCAUGACACCUUUUAUCGAUGUGUGCAGUUUAACAGAACAAUUAACUUAAGCUGUUGGUGUGGUUUUUGUCAAGUAUCUCGUGACAUGUGAAUGGUUAUGGUUGUGUAGUGUGUACAGGAUCUUUCUCUUCUUUAUGGCAGCGGGUUACGACGAAAAUGUCCUUGAAAAUCCUUUUUUUAAAUCUUUAAAGGGAAAGUUUUCGCAAAUAUAUGAUGAUGCAUCUUCAAAGCGUUUGACGAUAUGUGUUCCGCGUUAUGGCUCCUUGGCUCGCCAAGUGCCUAACCUUGUUGAUAUUGAAAAUCACAUUCUUACUCCAAUACCAGGAAGUGAGAAAACUUUUCAAACAUUAAAUAAUCGAGAGGUGAUAGUGGAUGGACAUCUUUUGCGGACAUCGUCUGGUUUUCAUGAUGUUAGACAGGUUGAAAUCCUAUUUGAAGAAACAUUUUUUAAUGCUAACAAAGAAAGCUUCAGUAUUUUAUGUAUUGAACGGCCACUGGAAGGAGGAAACAGUUUUACCACAAAUACUCUUGGACCAUUGGAAUCAAUUCAUGAUUGCAUUGAGUUUCUUUGGCCACCUCAUGGUGGGCCAUAUACAUCAAGACGAGAAAUAGAUCAUUUUCUUGACUCCUUUCUUCAAACUUGGAUUGUUGAAUUUUCUCAUUUGGGGUCGUUAAUGUCAAGUGUGAUUUCUCUUUUAAAUCGACUCUUUCCCAUGUUGAUGAAAGAGUCUCGUUUGAGAAAAACAGCAAAAAGUGGAAAUUUUUUAGAGACAACCAAGUUGGCAUUAGAAACAUAUGUUAUGCACAAUUUGCAUGGCAAACUUUUUCCAGCUCUAUGUUCUCUUUCUUCACAGAAGGAUGCUGCAUUCAACAAGGUUGUAAGAAAUCUUGCAGAUAUUCAACUCAAGGACUUAGGAAUCAAACCUUCAUUAAGGAAUAAUAUUCCAGCUGCAAGAAGAACUUUAUCCAGUUUAAAUACUUAUACUACACCUUUGGAAAAAUUUAAUUGUCUUAAAAAGACUAUUGUUGGUGUGACAAUGACGAAGGAAAAGGAUCAAGGAUUUUCCAGUAGAGUUUUUACUGUGACAGCUGAUGAUCUUCUACCUGUGUUGGAGUGUCUCGUCAUUAAAUCAGAUUUACCAAAUUGGAUGGCAAACCUUACUUUUUUACACAACUUUCGAUUCUCCAACAGAACAUAUGAUGAAUUCAGAUUUUACAUGUCUUCAUUUGAAGCAGCUGUGGAGUACAUUAGGAAGUCGUAUCGUCACGACACUCGACUGGAUGUUUCUUUAAAACCUAAAUUCUUGGAAUCAACAGCUUCUAGUUUCCAAGAUAUGUUGUCGAGGCGAAAUUCUAUGGAAGAGAAAUAUGACAUACCAUCACGUGGACCUUCGCCAUUAGAAUUAUUUUUUCAACAUGUGAUGAACUGUCAUGAUUCUGAAGUGAAGAGAAUCUUAAACAAGAGUUCAACACUCGUGAAACUUUGUCAUCCGCUAUGUUCUUGUGAUCAAUGUGAAAGUGUAUUAGAUCGACAUCGUAACGAUCCCGAGGCUGUCACGGUCUUUUCACGUGAUGAUCUUGGAAGAACCGCUCUACAUAUAGCAGCAGAUUACGGUCAUACAAGCACGAUCCAUCUUUUGGUACAGAAAGGUUCCGUUGUCAACACAACAGAUUAUCAUGGAAGUACUCCACUUCAUUUGGCUUGUCAACGUGGACAUCAACAAGCUACAAUGUUGUUGUUGCAUUAUUGUGCCGAUAUCUUGGCUCAAGACAAUGAUGGGAAUGCCUCCAUUCAUCUUUGUUGUUCAAAUGGACAUGAAGAGUGUGCUAAAGCACUUGUUUUCUUUGAUCUUCACAAUAAUGAUCUUGACCUCAACGCCAUCAACAAACAUGGCGACACACCUCUCCAUCUGGCAGCAAGAUGGGGCUUUGAAAAUAUUGUCAAGCUGUUGUUGGAUAACGGAGCAUUUACUGAUGUUGUGAACAAAAAGAAUGAAACACCAAUGAAUUGUGCCAACAAUACUCAGAUAAAGAGAUUGCUGGGUACGGAAGGGUCGACGCAGUACAUUAUUAUAGAAGAAUCCGUUAUUCCAUCAAGAGUCCGUGCGUAUAGCACGUCGUCAGAUAAUGAAAAAUACAAAAGAAUCGAGGCCAACCAGCGUCAGGUGGAAGGAUUUUUGAAAACUGUUAUAGAGGGAGACAUAAGAAUGGUGUACCAUAAACUCGGUCUAGAAGACGAUUGGGACCUGGAGGAGGAAAGUGAUGAAAGUUCAUCAUUGUCGCCCAAAGAUUUUACACCCAAUCUCUGUCAUCCCCUUUGUCAAUGCGAGAAAUGUCGAAAAUAUCAUCAAGAUUUCACCCCUUCACCUUACCGUAAAGUUGAUAUCAACAGUCAGGGUGUAGAUGGAAAGACGGCUCUUCAUUAUGCCUCAUUGUAUGGCUAUGAACACAUCGCUAGUGUCCUUCUAAAGAAUGGCGCCAUGGUUAGCCUGACCGAUUAUAAGAGGAAAUGUAUGCCAUUACAUUUGGCUUGUCAGUACAACCAUCCCAAGAUUGUAACAAUGCUUCUCCAGCAUCAUGCUGACGUCGAUUGUCAAGAUGCGAGACGAAACACGCCAUUACACUAUUGCUGUCAAAAUGGCAACAUUGAACCGGCAGAAAUACUUAUAAAGAACGGAGCAACUUUGAGUAUUGUAAACGAGCGAGGAAAUACCGCACUUCACGAUGCAGCAAGAUGGAGUUCUGUGCAACUUGUUCGUCUCUUGCUUAAGAAUAAAGCUCCUCUCACAGUCAGAAAUUUACAUGGAUUAACACCAUUGCACAUGGCAAAGCACGACGAGAUAGUGAAAAUUCUCAACGAGGGAACCAUAGCAGAAAAGCAAAAUACAAAUCAUAAAAAGGAGUUCGUUUCGCCUCAAACAACGAAACCAAGAAAUGUAGAAAACUUUGAUGUUAUGUCAACAUCAUUGGAUGAACCGGCGAACCUCACUGAUGACACAACUGAUGGUUCUCAAGUCUCAUUUUUUGACUCUUCUUCACCAGAGGUAUUUGUGUCUACGACACAAAGUGAAUCAUCUAUGUCUAGUAUACCAUUUCCAAGAAAACUACCAGAGAUUUUAAAUGGUGACGAUGACGAUAUUCGUCCAAGAUUGUUAGCGAUUGAGAGACUAAAACAUGUCUUGGAUGGGAUUAAAUACUUCGACAGGAAAGCUGGUUUGAGGAGAACCGAAACAAUGGAUCGAAGUAAGCCACUAGUUAGCCCACUAUUGAAACUUCAGUUUUCUAUUGAACAUUUUGAUCCAACAAGACUUACAAAAGUUUCCGAAGUAGAGUUUGAUCAGGUAAAAAAUACAUCAUCUUUCAAAAAAGAAACGAGAAACUUUAUUGAAAAUGGAAAUAAAAUAGACUCUACAUGAAUGAAUGAAAAUUGUUUUAAGUCACUUGAAAGUGUGUAUAUAUUAAGUAUGAAAACCUCAAAAUGAAUGAUGGUAAUGUUUCAGAAUAAUACCAAUCAUGUUAUAUUAAUUUUCUGUCAAUUCAUUUCUGAGGAUUCUAUCUACUUGUAAAUUUUCUCUGUCUGCUAUUUUGUUAUUCAAUAACAAAAAUAGUUCUGUCAGAGGUGAUUUGUAAUGAUUUCAACUAUGUUCUCUCGUUUCCUUAUAUAACAUUAAAUUUGAUGAUAUGUCUGAAA